This is a messenger RNA of Salvia miltiorrhiza (redroot sage), 1861 nucleotides long. Its product is annotated as glucan endo-1,3-beta-glucosidase 8-like. The transcript has 2 exons. The coding region runs from base 221 to 1741 and encodes 506 amino acids. Gene Ontology annotation, molecular function: hydrolase activity, hydrolyzing O-glycosyl compounds. The record is from RefSeq and is a predicted model, not a curated record. NCBI's taxonomy places the organism in Eukaryota, Viridiplantae, Streptophyta, Magnoliopsida, Lamiales, Lamiaceae. Gene Ontology annotation, cellular component: plasma membrane. Gene Ontology annotation, biological process: carbohydrate metabolic process.
UAAAGUAUCAUCUUACUCCUAUUAUGGUGCUAUAUGAUCUCUCAUAUAUUCUCUACCCUACAAUUACUUGAAUUUCUCUCUCUUAACUCAAUACUUAAUAGUUGUCUCGUAUUCCCUUUGAUUUUGGAGGGGCAAACGCAAUCAAGCCUAACAUGUUUCUCCGAUUCCCAUCCCAACAACAGAAAAAUCCAUCUCCUUGAUUGGGGCCAAUCCAUCUCCCAUGGCUUCGAAGAUUAUGAUGCCUAUUGCAUGCGCGAUGGCGAUGGUGGUCUUGUUUGCAGGCUAUGGCGCAGAAGCAUCGAUAGGCAUCAAUUGGGGAAGGGAGAGCGCCCAAAGAUUGGUCCCAUCACAAGUUGUGGAUUUGUUGUUGCAAAAUGGAAUCCGACGUGCAAGAAUCUACACCUCUCAAAGAGAUAUAUUGGCUGCGUUUGCGGGAAGUGGCAUUAACCUCACCAUUUCCUUAAUGAAACCUACCUUGAUCAAAUGCAAGGAAGCUGCAAGAGUCUGGGUCCAAAAAAAUCAUGAAUUCUUCAGUCCUUGCACCAUAAGGUCUGUAUAUUUUGGAGGGUAUCCCUUCAUUCACGGAAACGGGAAUAGGACCUUUCUGGCGUCUAUAAUCAAGGCGCAGCGUUGGGUGCAGGAGGCUCUGAACGAGCGGGGAUUCGAGGACGUGAAGGUGAACAUACAACAUCUUGAAGGGGAAUUGAAGCCCAACAUCACUAAACCAUCUCAAGCCGAAUUCAAGGACGAGAUCAAGCCAGAACUUGUGCAAUAUUUGCAAUUCCUCAGGGAAAACAACGCCCCAUUUCCAGCAGAUUAUAUCCCAAUCAUGGACAUCGUAGACCAGAAUUUUGACCUUAACUUCGCCUUCGCCGACAACAGCUCCGACCUUGUCAUCACUGACGUCAACGGGGCGGUGUACACCAACAUUGUGGAGUGGCGCUACGACUGCUACGUGUGGGCCCUCGAGAAGCUCAACUUUUCAGACAUCAAGGUAUCCGUGAGCAUGAUGGGGUGGGCCACUGACGGCUACCCUGGAGCCAACGCCACCAAUGCAGAGCGCUUUUUCAAGCACCUUCUGCCUUGGGUGACGGGCAACAAGGGCACCCCCAAACGCCCAGGGGCCCCCAUCGACACCGAUAUCCACUCCCUCACCGAUGAGACCAAAAUGAAUUCCGGCCCCUUCACUCGCCAUUGGGGCAUCUACCGCUCCAACGGCCAGCCCAAGUAUAAGAUCGAUCUCACGGGCCAAGGGCGUGACAUCUACCCCACCACGGUCCGCGGGAUCAUGCGCAUGCCCAGCCGCUGGUGCGUCUUUAGCGGGGACCGGCGGGACAUUUUCAAGGUCAGGGCCCAGCUCGAGUGGGCCUGCUCCAAGAGCGACUGCACCAGCACAUUAAUAGGAGGCUCGUGCAGCCGCCUCACAUUCGAUCAGAACGUCACCUACGCCUUCAACAUGUAUUUUCAGUUCCAUUUUCAGGACGAGGAGGCCUGCCAUUUCGACGGGUUGGGGCGUGUGGCCAUCACCGACCCCUCCACCGAGGAGUGCGUGUUCCCCGUCGAGGUGGUCAAGGGGCAGCAGGUUAACUUUGCGGUGAACAUGGCACCGCCAUCUCUCAUUGGAGAAGGGUUUCGCCUGCGGCGGCCUAGUCUUGCCUUGCAUGUAGUUUGGGUUACAAUUUUGGUGGAAUUCAUCUUGUUUUGGUUUCAAAGUGUUUGUGGGCGAUUUUGUUAUUUUUGAAGAUGUUAUAUGAGGAAAUGUGGGUAGGACAAUCUUGUAAUAAUGAGACGAUGAGAGAUUUAUGUAUAUCAAAAGGAGUUGUAAUUAUAAAUCAUUUUUUACUGAGAGAUCAUUUAUAUA